Klebsormidium nitens is the source of this 3519-nucleotide messenger RNA. The record is from the annotation of a GenBank genome assembly. NCBI's taxonomy places the organism in Eukaryota, Viridiplantae, Streptophyta, Klebsormidiophyceae, Klebsormidiales, Klebsormidiaceae.
CUCGAGAGUCAGAGUCAGAGCUCCCGUCAAGUGAUUGUUUUCAACUUUUCAAGCAGUUCGCGCAUUUCUGCCGAAGGACGGGAACUCUGACUCUGAUGAACAUUUCGACAAGAAGCAACUUGCAUUUUCUUUCGUGCAAUUUGUUAGAAUGGUGCCUGAUCUCUGGAGAUCCUGCUACAAACAGGUUGCUGAAAGUGAUCUAUGGGAGCUCCAGUAAGGUGGUGUUGAAGCGGAAGUGUGGGCCUGGCGCUGAAGGGCGCAUUUGAAGAAAGAGCUGCAAGUAACGCACACUGAAGGGUUUGCGGCAUGGCUGACAUCAGCGGGCAAGUCAGGGCCUCCUCCUCGCAGCAGGGGGAAGCAAAGCGCUCAAGAGUGACUUCGUACGAGCUGGCGAGAAAGCCUUCAAGAUUGGGGGGAAGGGGCUUUCCUGUCAACCUGAGAGCAAACUAUUUCACGAUCAUGAGGCUGCCCAUUGGCUCGGCCAGACUGUACGAGGUCGACAUCACUCCCUUGAGGCUCGUCCUCGAUGCAAAGAAGAAGCCGGAGAAAGACGAGGACGGCAACGAGAAAUGGAGACGUGUCGAAAAUCUGCUGAUACCCCCCUCCCGGACCACCAACCGAAAGAUCAUCGCUCGCCUUAUUGAGCUGUACAAGGACUCGGACUUCGGCGGCUCCCUGCCGGGUUAUGACGGCAAUAAGCUGCUGUAUGCGAUGGAGGCUUUGAAGUUCGAGGCGAACGGCGAUACUUCCAAGGAGUUCCUGGUUGAUCUGCCCAAGGAGGUCAUUGAAGGAAGGGAGAUUCCUGAGAAGCGGUUUUACGUGAAGCUGUCGCGGCCGGCGGACAACGAAAUUGACUUUGAUGUUCUGCGCCUGGCGCUCGCUGGAGCCAUCCGCACCGUUCCUCAGGACGCAGUUUCCGCCCUCGAGACCGUAUUCAAGGGCCGCUUGAGUGCCACUUUCAAGGUCGUUGGCCAGUCCUUUUUCAACCCGGCCCAGAAGCCCUUCGACCUGGGCGGCGGCGUCGACGGCUGGACCGGCUUCCACCAGAGCCUCAAGCCCAUCCAGGGCGUGCCGGCCGAGGGCGCGCGCGCGCAGGAGGGCGCCCUCGCGCUUUGCGUCGACACGGCGGUCACGGCGUUCGUCAAACCGCAGCCCGUGAUCGACUUCGUCGCCUCCACCCUGCGGCUUUCCGUCGAGCAGCUGAGGAAUCGGGGUCCUCUCUCGCCCGCUGAGCUGCAAAAAGUGAUGAAAGCGCUCAGGGGCCUGACAUUGGAGGUAACCCACAUGGGUGCAAAGAAGAAGAGGAUUAAGGCGUCCAAGAUAAGCCCGAGACCCGUCGGUGACAUCCGCUUCGAAUGGGAAGGAAGAGGGGAGUGCAGCGUUCCUGAAUACUUCCGGGAACAUUACGGGUGGGACCUGCGGUUCUCGCACUUGCCCGCGUUCCUGAGCGGACAGAACGACCGGGUGGCCACGCCCUUUGAGGUAUGCGUGAUUGCGAAGGGCAACCGGGUUAAGAAGCUGAGCGACCCGCAGACGAGCGAGAUGAUCAAGCAAGCAGCACAGCUACCGGGCAAGAGGCGGACCAUGACCGAACAGAUUGUCCAAGUCAACAACUACAACGGCGACCCGCUGAUCCGAGACUGGGGCUUGGAGGUCGCCCCCGAGAUGAUGCCUGUUCAGGCCCGGGUACUGCCUGCCCCAGAGCUCGAGUAUAGGAACCGGCAGCGGAUCAGCAACCCGGGGAAGUGGAAUCUCACGCAAGGGGGGGCCAAGCAAAUGUACCAGAGCGUAUCGAUCGACAAGUGGGCGCUUCUGAACCUCGCCAGCCGGGAGCCGCGCUCCGCAGUCCCCGUCGACCGCGCGUUGCACAUCGCAAACGAGCUGGUCAAACACAGCAACAUCUUCGGACUGUCGAUGCGGGCGCUCUCGAACAACGGAAUGGUCACUGGGGACCCAAUGAAUAUCAAGCCGUGCAUCGAAUGGAUGGCGACGAAGCUGCAGCCGACCUUCGUACUGGUCAUUCUGCCCAUGGGGAAGAUUCCGCUGUACGCCGAGCUGAAGCGGAACUGCGAGGUGCUGCAGAAGGGCGGACUGGUCACGCAAUGCUGCUCGGCGGAUAAAGUACUGAAGGCGAACCAGCAGUACUAUGCGAACCUCAUCCAAAAGAUCAAUACGAAGACGGGCGGCCAAAACGUGACGUUCAAGGAUGCUCUCCUCAAGCACCCCAAGUUGGAAAACACAAUGUUCAUGGGCGCUGACGUCAGCCACGCGCCGGGGCACCGCGCCGACGUCCCCUCCGUAGCUGCGGUGGUGGGCAGUCUCAACUCGCCGGUCCCGACCCGGUACCAAGCGGAGGUGUCGGUCCAGAAGCCGCGCCAGGAGGUCAUCGAGAACCUGUACACCAAUGAGCGCGAUCCCGAGAAAGAAAGCGCAGUCAGGACCCUCCUGAGGGCAUAUUACCACCACAAUCGAGGGCGGCCCCCUAGUCGCAUCAUCUUCUACCGAGAUGGCGUGAGCGACGGUCAGUUCCGAAGCGUUCUCCAGGAGGAGGUCGCGGCCAUCAAAGAGGCUUGCAACUCCAUUGACAGCGGCUACAGCCCUCCGUUGACGUUCAUCAUCGUGCAGAAGCGGCACCAUACCCGCUUCUACCCCGAGACACCGAGCGACGGCGACAAGAAGGGCAACAUCAAGCCCGGUACCGUCGUCGACAACGUGGUCAGCCACCCGUCACUCUUUGACUUUUUCCUGACCAGCCACGAGGGGAUCCAGGGUACGAGCCGCCCAAUUCACUACUACGUGGUGUACGACGAGAACAACUUUUUGCCCGACGAGAUUCAGGCCCUCACAAAUGAUCUCUGCUACACGUAUGCAGCGUGUACCCGUUCGAUCUCUGUCGCGCCUCCGGCAUACUAUGCCGAUUUGGCGGCCACGCGGGCCCGUCUAUACAUGCAAGAUUCCUGGGAUCAAGACACGGCGUCCGUAUCGAGUGGAGAAGCGGGCGCGGAAGACCAGUGGCGAAAGUACGAGCUGCCACGCGUCCAAGAGAACCUCAAGAAGCGCAUGGUGUUCUUCUGAAGGAGGCGGGGGUGUAUACGAGAUGGGUCGCUGAGUCUGGCACGAUUGAUCAAUCCCUGUCACUUCUUUUGUACAGACAAGAGAACUGGAAGCAAGGGGUACAAAGUCAAAUAGCGAAUCGGCUCAGUACAGUGAGGGGUUCACGGCUAGAUUCAGACUAGACUGACGGCUUUCAUCCGGAUGAUACUACUAGAACGGACUCAGUGUCGCCUUUGAGUCGUCACACGGCAAUUUUCUGACUGCGUGAGGGCAAUGAUAUUGAUGGCGACGUUGGCCGCGUCCCGCUAGCAAAACGAAUACUCAUAGAAGCCAAUUCGGCAGGCUUGGCGUAUGUUACGUCGAGAAACGCAAAACCACUCGUCAAUAGGUUCAAUACUAUCUGUUGGGACCGUCUCGCUGGGACCAGCCUGAUUACGGUCCCUUGUUCAACGUAUGCGCGGCUGC